Molecule: messenger RNA, 1009 nt
Organism: Melospiza melodia melodia
Lineage: Eukaryota; Metazoa; Chordata; Aves; Passeriformes; Passerellidae
Product: leucine-rich repeat-containing protein 40-like
Exons: 1
Coding region: 65-865 (266 amino acids)
Molecular function (GO): protein binding
Source: RefSeq, a predicted model, not a curated record
UGUGGAGCAUGCAAGUAAUUGUGACUGACAGUCUCUGUCCAACCAGCCACUGUUCUGGUGGGAUAUGGAUGCAGUCACCUCUCCCAGAUGUGCCUGUCCACGUCCUGAUCCACUCUGGAGGUACCUCACAGAGCAUGAUCCAAAAUAUGAAGGGAAGAAGAAGCUCAAGAUCUCUGGCAGGGAGCUGCUGUCAGUUCCCACACAGGUCUUUGGCUUGGAGCAGCUGCAGGUGCUGGAGAUGAGCCCAGAACGAGAGAGCUGCCUGAGGUACAGGAUGGAGCUGCUGCCCCAGGAGAUCGGCCGUCUGAGAAACCUCACCUGCCUCUAUGUGGACUCCAACAACUUGAAGAAAAUCCCUGCUGAAAUUGGCACUUUGAGCUGCUUGGAGAGGCUCACUCUGAGCAACAACAGCCUGAGUUCGCUGCCCGCAGAGAUGGGGGCACUCCAAAGGUUGCAGAGCCUCCACCUUGCCAACAACAGCCUCACUGAGUUGCCUGAACCCCUCUGCCAGCUGAGGAGCCUCACCUUUCUGGAUGUGAGUGACAACAAAAUAGAUACCAUCCCCUCCAGCAUUCGGCAUCUGGAGAAACUGGAAACGUUGCUAUUGCUCUUCAACUCACUGGAGAGCCUUCCUGAGGAUUUCUGCCUUCUGAGGAAUCUGCACACACUUUGGUUGGGAAACAACCACCUACGGUCUCUUCCAGCAGCCUUUGGGGAGCUGGUGAACCUGGACUGGGGCUACAACUACUGCUCGUGCAAUUUUGAGGGGAAUCCACUGGAGAGCCCUUCCCCUGAAGUCUGCAGCAGAGGCCCUGAAGGGAUCAGAGACUAUUUCUCAUCACUUCAAAGGAUUUGGAAAGACUAAACCACUGGUAUCAGUCCUCUUGAAGUGACUGUGAUGGAUUUAUCCUGUGCAAAUCAUCUGCACAAGCAAAACGUGUUUCAGACAGCAAGGUCGGCUGAAAUCACUCUAUGGAGCUCAAAAGCUUCCUCCCUGCUGUGAGGUGAU